Molecule: messenger RNA, 966 nt
Organism: Chrysochloris asiatica (Cape golden mole)
Lineage: Eukaryota; Metazoa; Chordata; Mammalia; Afrosoricida; Chrysochloridae
Product: olfactory receptor 14J1-like
Exons: 1
Coding region: 1-966 (321 amino acids)
Biological process (GO): G protein-coupled receptor signaling pathway
Cellular component (GO): membrane
Molecular function (GO): olfactory receptor activity; odorant binding; G protein-coupled receptor activity
Source: RefSeq, a predicted model, not a curated record
AUGAUUAUGGCUAAUAUAAGCUCAAUGAAUGGAUUCCUCCUCAUGGGGUUUUCUGACAUUUGGGAGCUACAGAUUUUACAUGCUUUGCUGUUUUUACUGGUGUAUCUAUUAACCUUAACAGGUAACCUCAUCAUUAUCAUCAUCACCACUCUGGACCAGCAUCUCCAAGCCCCAAUGUAUUACUUCUUAAAGCAUCUUUCCCUCCUGGACGUUUGUUUCAUUUCUGUCACAGUUCCUCAGUCCAUUGACAAUUCUCUGAUGAAUGAUGGCUCUAUGUCACAAGAUCAGUGCAUAUUGCAAGUUUUCAUCUUCACAUCUUUGGCUUGGGCUGAGGUGGCCAUUCUCACAGUGAUGUCUUAUGACCGCUAUGCCGCCAUAUGCUUCCCACUACACUACGAGGUCAUCAUGAAUCCUAGGAAGUGUCAGUGGGCUGUGAGAGCCGUAUGGUUAAGUGGAAGCAUCUGUGGAAUCUUGUACACAACAACCACAUUUUCCAUCACAUUCUGUAAAGCCAAAAUAAUUCACCAGUUCUUCUGUGACGUUCCCCAGUUGCUAAAGCUCUCCUGUUCCAAUGAUUACCUUGGAGUGAUUGGAGUGUCAGGUUUCAUAUCUGUGAUGGCAUUCAUGUGCUUCACCUCCAUUGUCCUCUCCUAUAUCCACAUCUUCUCCACAGUACUAAGAAUACCUUCUGAUGAGGGAAGAUCCAAGGCCUUCUCUACCUGCCUGCCUCACCUCUUUGUUGUCUCAUUUUAUCUCUCCAUGGCUGCCUUUGCAUUUCUAAAACCAACCUCAGACUCUCCAACUGCUUUUGAUCUUAUAAUUUCUAUGUUUUAUACUGUGAUCCCCCCGAUGAUCAACCCUAUUAUCUAUGGUCUGAGGAAUGAGGCCAUGAAGGAAGCUUGCAGAAAGCUAUUGUUGGGUGGACAAUUCACCAAGAAAACACCAUACUUGUCCUGUUGCUUCUGA